CUUGCGCUAGCAUGCCACCCCAGCCUAGCCUAGCCUCUGACUGGCAACCGACAAAUCACUCUCAAUUACACCGGGUGGGAAAACACGGCCAAACUGUCCCACCAGCAAAGCAACCAUGACUCACAUUCAUACACCACUGCCCUCAACACAUACCUGUAAACAACAACACAAAACAUAAAUGCUGUGCUGCAGAUCUGGGUUGUCUGUCUGCUUUUUCAUGGUACAGCAGAAGCUGCUUAUUCUACGUGGCAGCGGCCUAAGUCCCUUGAGAGCAACUCCCUCUUGUGGCGGGCUGUAUGAAUUGCAUCUAAAGCAAAUCUCACUGUGUGGCUCAGAAAUAAUGUACAGUAGGAGAAAAGACAAGAAAAUAAUAAAAAAAGGAAACUGAAGAUGAAUAGCACAAUAUUAUUACCAAUUAAAUACAUUUUGAAGGGGUGGCCUAUUUUACAUCAGUAUUUUCAUAUCCCCACAUGUGCUCGUAGGAAGAGCGAGAAGAGGAACACCAAGAGUCUAGGAUUGAGAGUAGGGACUUUGAAUGUUGGAACUAUGACAAGAAAAGGUAGUGAGCUGGUUGACAUGAUGCAGAGGAGGAAGGUGGACAUACUGUGUGUCCAGGAGACCAGGUGGAAAGGUAGUAAAGCUAGAAGUUUAGGAGCAGGGUUCAAGUUGUUCUGCCAUGGUGUAGAUAGGAAGAGAAAUGGAGUAGGAGUUAUCUUGAAGGAGGAGUUUGUUAGGAAUGUCCUGGAGGUAAGAAGAGUGUCAGAUCGAGUGAUGAGCCUGAAGCUAGAAAUUGAAGGUGUGAUGUUCAAUGUUGUUAGUGGGUAUGCUCCACAGGUAGGAUGUGAGCGGGAGGAGAAGGAGAAAUUCUGGUUGGAACUUGAUGAAGUGAUGCAGAGCAUCCCUAUAAGUGAGAGAGCUGUCAUUGGUGCAGACUUCAAUGGACAUGUUGGUGCAGGAAACAGAGAUGAUGAGGAGGUCGUGGGCAGGUUUGGUAUCCAGGAGAGGAAUGCAGAAGGACAGAUGGUGGUUGACUUUGCAAAAAGGAUGGAAAUGGCUGUAGUGAAUACUUUCUUCCAGAAGAGACAGGAACAUAGGGUGACCUAUAAGAGUGGAGGUAGGAGCACACAGGUAGACUACAUCUUGUGUAGACGGUGUAAUCUGAAGGAGAUCAGUGACUGCAAAGUAGUGGCAGGUGAGAGUGUAGCCAGACAGCAUAGGAUGGUGGUGUGUAGGAUGACCCUGGAGGUGAAGACGAUGAAGAGAGCAAAGGCAGAGCAGAGGACCAAAUGGUGGAAGCUGAAAAAGGAAGAGUGUUGUAUGACUUUCAGGAAAGAGUUGAGACAGGCUUUGGAUGGUCAGGAGGUGCUUCCAGAUGACUGGACAACGACAGCAAAUGUGAUCAGGGAGACAGGUCGGAGAGUACUUGGUGUGUCAUCUGGUAGGAAAGGGGAUAAGGAGACUUGGUGGUGGAAUGAGGAGGUACAGGAGUGGAUCCAGAGAAAGAGGUUAGCUAAGGAGAAGUGGGACACUGAGAGGACUGAAGAGAGUAGACAGGAGUACAGGGAGAUGCAGCAUAAGGUGAAAGUAGAGGUGGCAAAGGCCAAGCAAGGGGCUUACAAUGACUUGUAUGCUAGGUUGGACAGUAAGGAGGGAGAGACUGACCUGUAUAGGUUGGCAAGGCAGAGAGACAGAGAUAGGAAGGACGUGCAGCAGGUUAGGGUGAUAAAGGAUAAGGACGGAAGUGUGUUGACAGGUGCCAAUAGCAUGAUGGGAAGAUGGAAAGAGUACUUUGAAGAGUUGAUGAAUGAGGAAAAUGAGAGAGAACGAAGAGUAGAAGAGGUGACUGUUGUGGACCAGGAAGUAGCAAAGAUUAGUAAGGAUGAAGUGAGGAGGGCAUUGAAGAGGAUGAAGAGUGGAAAGGCACUUGGUCCUGAUGAUAUACCUGUGGAGGUAUGGAAGUGUCUCGGAGAGAUAGCAGUAGAGUUUCUGACUGGGUUGUUCAACAGGAUCUUAGAUAGUGAGAAGAUGUCCGAGGAGUGGAGGAGAAGUGUGCUGGUGCCCAUCUUUAAGAACAAGGGAGAUGUGAAGAGUUGUGGCAACUACAGAGGAAUAAAGUUGAUGAGCCACACGAUGAAGCUAUGGGAAAGAGUAGUUGAAGCUAGACUAAGGGCAGAGGUGAACAUCUGUGAGCUGCAGUAUGCUUUCAUGCCAAGAAAGAGUACAGCAGAUGCAAUAUUUGCUUUGAGGAUGUUGAUAGAGAAGUACAGAGAAGGUCAGGAGGAGCUGCAUUGUGUCUUUGUAGAUCUGGAGAAAGCUUAUGACAGGGUGCCCAGAUAGGAACUGUGGUUUGUAUGAGGAAGUCUGGAGUGGCAGAGAAGUAUGUUAGAGUGGUGCAGGACAUGUAUGAGGACUGUAAGACAGUGGUGAGGUGUGCUGUAGGUGUGACAGAGGAGUUCAAGGUGGAGGUGGGACUACAUCAGGGAUCAGCUCUGAGCCCCUUCUUGUUUGCUAUGGUGAUGGACAGGAUGACAGAUGAGGUUAGACAGGAGUCUCCAUGGACUAUGAUGUUUGCAGAUGACAUUGUGAUCUGUAGUGAGAGCAGGGAACAGGUGGAGGAGAAGCUAGAGGCGUGGAGGUUUGCCCUGGAAAGGAGAGGAAUGAAGGUUAGUCGCAGUAAGACGGAGUAUCUGUGUGUGAAUGAGAGGAACCCAAGUGGAAGAGUGAGGUUACAGGGAGAAUAGAUCAAGAAGGUGGAGGAUUUUAAGUACUUAGGGUCAACAGUACAGAGCAAUGGAGGGUGUGGAAAAGAGGUGAAGAAGCGUGUACAGGCAGGCUGGAACGGCUGGAGAAAAGUGUCAGGUGUGAUGUGUGAUAGAAGAGUUUCAGCUAAAAUGAAAGGAAAGGUUUACAAAACUGUGGUGAGACCAGCCAUGUUGUUUGGUCUGGAAACAGUGUCCCUGGGUAAAAGACAGAAGGCAGAGCUGGAGGUAGCAGAACUAAAGAUGUUGAGGUUCUCUUUGGGAGUGACCAGGAUGGAUAGGAUCAGGAAUGAGUACAUCAGAGGGACAGCACAUGUUAGAGCCUUUGGAGAUAAAGUCAGAGAGGCCAGACUGAGAUGGUUCGGACAUGUCCAGAGGAGAGAGAGUGAAUAUAUUGGUAGAAGGAUGCUGAGUUUCCCUCUGCCAGGGAGUAGGCCUAGAGGAAGACCAAAGAGGAGGUUUAUGGAUGUGGUUAAAGAGGACAUGAAGGUAGUUGGUGUGAGAGAAGAGGAUGCAGAAGACAGGGUUAGAUGGAGGCAAUUGAUUCACUGUGGCGACCCCUGAAGGGAAAAGCCGAAACGAAAAGAAGAUCUUCAAUGAAAAAAAUGCAUUUCUUUUAAAACUAAGGACAUUUCUCAGUGACCCCAAACUUUUGAACACAUAUUGAGCUGGGUUCUGCUCGAAGUUUUUUUCCCUUGUUAAAAGGGUGUUUUUCUUGCCACUGUUGCUUUAGGGCUUGCUCUAGGGGUCCGGCAAAUGGGUUGUGUAAAGCGUCUUA
Acanthochromis polyacanthus (spiny chromis) is the source of this 3537-nucleotide messenger RNA. RefSeq lists its product as uncharacterized. Lineage: Eukaryota; Metazoa; Chordata; Actinopteri; Pomacentridae. The record is from RefSeq and is a predicted model, not a curated record. The coding region runs from base 391 to 2337 and encodes 648 amino acids. The transcript has a single exon. Gene Ontology annotation, molecular function: catalytic activity.